This is a messenger RNA of Aureobasidium pullulans EXF-150, 864 nucleotides long. Its product is annotated as NAD(P)-binding protein. Gene Ontology annotation, molecular function: oxidoreductase activity. The record is from RefSeq and is a predicted model, not a curated record. Bases 1 to 864 code for a protein of 287 amino acids. The transcript has 2 exons. Lineage: Eukaryota; Fungi; Ascomycota; Dothideomycetes; Dothideales; Saccotheciaceae.
AUGGCAGAAAUUAACAUCAGCGACUCUGACCUGCAAGGUGUAGAGAACAAAGUUGUUCUCAUGACUGGUGGUUCCUCGGGCAUCGGCCUAGCAACAGCGACCCUUCUUCUGAGUCUCGGAGCCAAAGUCGUCAAUGGCGACUUAAAUCCUCCCGCCGAAGAGCCCAAGUCUGGAUCCUACAAAUUUGUCAAGACCAAUGUGACCAGCUGGUCAGACCUCAAGAGUUUGUUCAAGGAGACAUUGAACCUGCACGGUCAAGUCGAUCAUGUCUUCGCCAAUGCCGGUAUGAGACCAACGGUCGAUUAUGUCCACCUCCAAGUCGACUCCAACAACGAGCCUCUUGAACCCGGUUUCUUGACUCUGGACGUGAACCUCAGGGGUGUCAUCAACACUGCCUCUUUAGCUUUGCACUACAUGCAGCAGCAAAAGCCUUCUAUAACACCCUACAGCAUAACCCUCACAGCCUCACCAUCCUCCUUCCACCGUUUCCGCGCUGCCGACUACGGAAUCUCCAAGCACGGUGUCCUCGGUCUGUUGCGUGGUCUGGCACCUGUCACUUACCCAGACCUUCCCAUUCGUGUCAAUGCUCUUUGCCCAUCUUGGACAAUUACAGCACUUACCAAAGAGUCCAACUACAAGGGUGUGAAUGCAACUCUGCAGCCCGCAGAAGCUGUUGCCAAAGCUGCUGUAUUGUUGAUGACAGAUGAGAAACGACACGGCCAGAUGGUUCUGAGUGUUGGCAAUAAAUACAGAGAAGUUGAAGAGGCGGUAUUGCUGAAGGCCAUGAGUCCGGAGAUCAGAGGACAACAAUUGACAGAAGAUGAGAUUUGUGCUGGCGUGGUUGCGAACAUGAUGCAGCAGUAG